UUUACAGAUAUGACGUCACGGGGCAUGAUUUACUGAAUGAUCUAAGAGUUUGUGACGUCAGACCGUGAGGCGUACACCUGGCGCCAUUGUCUGAUACGGCUCCGUUCAAAUUAACAGAUUCAUUCACGGUUGAUAAACCAGAUCAGCUAUAGGACAUUACUGAGAUCAGGGUUUGAGUCGCCAGGCCAGUCUCCAGUGGACUGUUUGACCACUGAUCUUUGGGAAAACAGCUGCAGGACAUCUGGACCAAACCGAUUAUCAACAGCGAACGAGCGAACUCUAGCUUAUGGAGCGCAAAACAUUGUCCAGAUAUACUACGAUGAUGUGAUGUAGCGCGAUGACGGGAUGUGAGAGGAGGGGAUGAAAUGUUUUUUUUGUGCCGCUUGUGAUUUCUCCCUCUCAAAAUGAGCAAAUUUAAAUCAUUUCCUAAGCUAGAAUGAUUAUUUUUUGUGAUUGGUACACCGUUAUGUUUUAUAUAGGCUCAUUAUAUGGGCUGUAUAAAGAGUGCCGUUGAUUAACUGUCGGUUACUGGCAGUCAGGCCACUGUCAGAAUAACAGAUUUAUCUUACAAAGUAGCGAGCACCUACUUGUUGGGUUUAAAUUCACACAUUUAAAUCUAAAACAUGAUAUGAAAAUAGGUUGGAGGUGGAGUAAGUGUGCAAAACUUUCGCAGAAAGGAAAGGACGUCUUCACUGGGAAACACAGAAACAAUCUGAUGUUCGCUCACUCGUCUGCAUAGCGCCUAGCAAGGAGUCGGUGUUAGUGUGUGUGUCCGUGUGUGUGAGGAUGAGUGGUGGUAAAAAGAGGAGUGGCUUUCAGAUCACAAGUGUGACAUCAGACUUAAACCAAACUCCAGCCGGCCAAUCAGCUCCCAGCAUGGUCUUGACUAUCCUCCAAUCAGAGGCUUCCUCCUCCUGCAGCCCUCAGGGAAGCUCUUCCCAGCCAACCACGCCCUCUCUGAAGAGGAAAUACAUCUCCCAUGAUGCACUGGGGCAGGGGGCGGGGUCUACCUCCAGGUUCAGGGUGGUGAGGCUGGCAAUGGGCGGGACCGGCAGCAGUGGGCGGGGCGAACCAUAUCGCCGUGGGCGUUGGACAUGCACAGACUUUGCAACAGAGAGACAGGAAGGGGCGGGGUUCAGGUGGGUCAUGGACAGCAUGAGACACGCCCACUCGCUGGAGUCCCUGGAAAUUAUUGGCCGGGACAGAGACAGAGGUGGAGUCCACUCCCAGGACACCGCCCACCUGCUGGGUCAGCCAAUCAGAGGCAGAGAAGAGGCGGGGCUCGUACUGCGCAGCGGGCCGCCCUCCCCAACGCACCAAGAGCCAAUCAACAUCAGGCUCCUGGACCGAAAGAAGCCAAUUGGAGUGCAGGGUUUUGACUCCACCCCUCCACCGCUUUCACCCCGCCCACGAAACAUCCCUCCUCCUCUGCAAUUGGAUGUCGACGCCACAGGACGGUCUGUCCUCAGACUGUCUCACUCUCAGCCCAGCCCCCCCCCCGCUGGAUCAUACCGUCCCAAUCUGACCCCUAUUAAGACUCCUGCGGCCUUCACUCUGGACCAAACCAUCUUCAACCUGCCGGAGGACGACAGUACUUCAAGUAACAGUCUGAUUGCCAUCGACAACAAAAUCGAGCAGGCCAUGGAUCUGGUGAAGAGUCACCUGAUGCAGGCGGUGAGGGAGGAGGUGGAGCUUCUGAGGGAACAAAUCAGAGAACUGCAGGAGAAGAACCAACAGCUGGAGAGAGAGAACCACAUCCUCAGAACACUGACACAAAAUAUACACACAACAUGACACACCAUGACACAAAGACACACCCUGAUGAGCCAAAACAUUAUGACCACCUGUCUAACAUGGUAUUGGUCCUCCACCGGGACAUGGACUCUACAAGACCUCUGAUGGCCGCUGUGGUAUGCGCGCCCCCCCCCUCUCUGAGACUACACAGCCCCGUACACUCCGGGGUGUGAUGCACCUCCCAUAGCAUCAUCAACAUUUCUGGCCCUUGUACCAGAUCCACCCCUUUGUUGGUUUGUGGUCUGUCCCUCCUCAGACCACUGUCCCCCCUCGGACUGUCUGUAGGUCCUCUGGUGCUUGUUAAAGUGGCUCAGGUCUUCACACCUCCCCAGUUCUCCCACAUUCAACACGCUAACUACGAACCAACUGUUCAGUCACCAUCUGAUGUUUCCCAGACCUCGACGUGCGUCACGAGCUAAUCAGUGUUAUUCUCUCCAGAACCUUCUGGCUCAUUAACGUACAACACACACACUGACACACACCUGACUGACCACACACCGCUCACCUGAGAGAGUUGUCGUGAUAAUGAGUUUAACAGGCCGAUAAUCAGACUAAUCGGGACCCUGGUAACCACGACAACAGGACUGUUUACCUCAGCUGUGACAGCGGUGUGAUAUAUAGGAUCCAGAUGUUCUCUGUGAUAAAGAUGAUGAUGAAGAGUAGAGUCUAAUAAAUUAAUAAUCUGGGUCGGACUGAUGAUGAUGAUGAGAAGGAGAGGAGGAGGUGGAGAAGGGGAAACAGCAGAGGAAAUAGUUGACCCAGGGAGGAAGAGGAAGAGGAAGAGGAAGAUCGUAUUGUUCCAGUGUGAAAUGAAAAACAUGUUGUGAACAGAGUUGAAACAGAGUCAGUGUUGAACUCAUCAGCAGCUCCGUUUGAAUUUACUCAUGUUUUACUUUAAUCUGAGUCUGUUUCUUGUUAAACUGGUGUUGGUUUGUUCUUUUACUCUACGCUGCCAUGUAACUGGAUCACGACUUUAUUUAUCAGUGCAGGAGGCACCUUAGGUCAGCUGCUACAAAACUGUAGUGUAACAGAAGUCCAUUCUUCAUUAAUAUUCUUAACCCUAGUACCAAAGUCUGAGGAUAAUGCUGCCGAUAUUCUGUAUUUCCGUCACUGUCAAUAAAUCCGAUGAAAGACCAAAUCCAACGGCGUAUCACUCCAUCUCUCAGUACGGCUCUCAGCUCCAAGCCCGUUCAUUCCUACUGAAG
Messenger RNA from Xiphias gladius (swordfish), 2999 nucleotides. RefSeq lists its product as uncharacterized. Gene Ontology annotation, biological process: regulation of transcription by RNA polymerase II. Lineage: Eukaryota; Metazoa; Chordata; Actinopteri; Istiophoriformes; Xiphiidae. The transcript is spliced from 5 exons. The coding region runs from base 787 to 1794 and encodes 335 amino acids. The record is from RefSeq and is a predicted model, not a curated record.